This is a messenger RNA of Pseudomyrmex gracilis, 2312 nucleotides long. RefSeq names its product DNA replication licensing factor Mcm5 (gene Mcm5). The transcript is spliced from 8 exons. The record is from RefSeq and is a predicted model, not a curated record. Gene Ontology annotation, molecular function: single-stranded DNA binding; single-stranded DNA helicase activity; DNA replication origin binding. NCBI's taxonomy places the organism in Eukaryota, Metazoa, Arthropoda, Insecta, Hymenoptera, Formicidae. Gene Ontology annotation, biological process: DNA replication initiation; DNA replication; double-strand break repair via break-induced replication. Bases 93 to 2291 code for a protein of 732 amino acids. Gene Ontology annotation, cellular component: MCM complex; nucleus.
CGACGUACUUGUUGAUUUAGAUGAGAUUUGUAUUUUUAUUUAAAUCUUUUCAAUUCUUUUAGCGAUUUGUUGUAAUUAAAUAUCUGAAUAACAUGGAAGGUUUUGACGAUCCUGGAGUGUUUUUCUCCGAUAACAUUGCGCUCGAUGAGAAUCGAGAAACUCGCGUGAAUCUUCAGCACUCAAAGAGGAAGUUCAAAGAAUUUAUUCGUCAGUUUCACGAGGGUAACUUUAAUUACAAAUAUCGAGAUACAUUGAAACGCAAUUAUAAUCUUGGACAAUACUGGUUAGAAAUUAAUUUGGAAGAUUUAGCUGCGUUUGACGAAUCUCUCGCUGAAAAGAUACACAAGCUUCCGACGGAGUAUCUACCCGUUCUGGAAGAAGCUGCAAAAGAUGUAGCCGACGAGCUCACAGCACCUCGACCCGAAGGUGAAGAAAAAAUAGAAGAUAUUCAAGUGCUCUUAUGUUCGGAUGCUCAUCCAACUCUCUUAAGAGGAAUGAAGCCAGAUAUUGUUUCUAAGCUUGUUAAGAUACCUGGUAUAAUUGUUUCUGCAUCUGGCGUUAGCGCUAAGGCUACAAAAAUUGCUAUACAGUGUCGUUCUUGCAAAGUUACGCAAGUUAAUAUUUCUAUCAAACCAGGUCUGGAGGGAUAUGCAUUACCUAGAAGAUGUAAUACGGAACAAGCAGGUCGACCAAAAUGUCCUCUAGAUCCUUUCUUUAUAAUGCCAGAUAAAUGUCACUGUGUGGAUUUCCAAGUGUUAAAGCUACAAGAAUUGCCAGAUCAUAUACCACAGGGUGAAAUGCCCAGACACUUGCAAAUAUAUUGCGAUCGGUAUCUAUGUGAUAGAGUUGUGCCAGGCAAUAGAGUUCUCAUUCUUGGAAUAUAUUCCAUUAAAAAAGUAUCUAAAGCAAACAGCAAGAGUGCAGGCAGAGACAAAGCAUUAGUAGGUGUUCGAACACCAUAUGUCCGAGUACUUGGUAUCACUGUGGAUGGAGAAAAUACAAACAUUGGAACUCAGCCACCAGUUACAUCGGAAGAAGAAGAUUAUUUCGCGCGUUUAGCAGCGGAUCCUAAUAUAUAUGAGAGAAUUGCGAAGAGCAUAGCUCCGAGUAUUUUUGGUGCAGUAGACAUCAAGAAAGCUAUUGCUUGCUUAUUAUUUGGUGGAUCCAGAAAACUGUUGCCUGAUGGUCUAAGCAGACGAGGUGAUAUUAAUAUUUUAAUGUUGGGCGAUCCGGGUACUGCGAAAUCGCAACUAUUGAAAUUUGUUGAAAGAGUUGCACCCAUAGCUGUUUAUACAUCGGGAAAAGGUAGUUCGGCAGCUGGUUUAACAGCGUCUGUGUCGAGAGAUCCGGUAUCUAGGAAUUUUGUCAUGGAAGGUGGCGCGAUGGUUCUGGCGGACGGUGGUGUUGUUUGUAUAGACGAGUUUGACAAAAUGAAGGAAGAUGAUAGAGUUGCGAUACACGAAGCUAUGGAGCAGCAAACAAUAUCAAUAGCAAAGGCAGGCAUAACAACAACUCUGAAUACGCGAUGUUCUGUGUUGGCUGCGGCAAAUUCAGUCUUCGGUCGUUGGGAUGAUAUAAAAGGGGAAGAAAAUAUCGAUUUUAUGCCGACAAUAUUGUCACGUUUCGACAUGAUAUUUAUCGUUAAGGACGAACACGAACAUAACAAAGAUAUAACUCUAGCUAAACAUGUUAUAAAUAUUCAUUGUAACGCUGGCCAAAUCACAGAACAAUCGGUAGAAGGAGAGAUUCCUGUGCACAUUCUCAAGAAGUAUAUUAAUUAUUGCAGAACGCGUUGUGGUCCGAGACUUAGUGUGGAAGCGGCAGAAAAAUUAAAAAAUCGCUACGUAAUGAUGCGAGCUGGUACAAAAGAACACGAAAAAGAUUCCGAGAAAAGAUUGUCUAUACCUAUAACAGUUCGGCAACUCGAAGCUAUUGUGCGAAUAUCCGAAGCUCUUGCUAAGAUGCAAAUGCAACCUUUCGCUACUGAAGUCCAUGUUAACGAGGCUUUAAGGCUUUUCCAAGUAUCUACGUUAGAAGCUGCAAUGUCUGGAUCAUUAGCAGGAGCGGAAGGAUUUACCUCGGAAGAGGAUCAUGAAAUAUUGUCGCGCAUUGAAAAGCAAUUGAAAAACAGAUUUCCUAUUGGACAUCAAGUAUCUGAACAAAAUAUAGUAAAAGAUUUUCUUAAACAAUCAUUUCCAGAACGUGCUAUUUAUAAAGUCAUACAUACAAUGAUACGUCGCGGUGAAUUGCAACAUCGUUUGCAACGUAAAAUGUUGUACAGAUUGCAUUGAAAAACAUAUCUUCAAUAUACA